Menidia menidia (Atlantic silverside) is the source of this 1284-nucleotide messenger RNA. NCBI's taxonomy places the organism in Eukaryota, Metazoa, Chordata, Actinopteri, Atheriniformes, Atherinopsidae. The record is from the annotation of a GenBank genome assembly.
AUGUAUAGUCAUCAUCCCUUUUUCUUCUCCCAGUUCUUCUGUACAGUCUUCGCUGACAUCUCGGCUCGGGUUUUGACCACGGCCAGCACGGAUGACCAGCCCGCCCUGUCCCCGCGCCACUACCAGCACACCGACCCGGACUCCGGCGCCCAGCUGCUGUGCGACAAGUGCCCCGCCGGCACCUACGUCCACGCCCACUGCUCGCCGACCGCCAUGCGGGAGUGCGGCCCCUGCCCGGCGGAGACCUUCACGCGCCGCGAGAACGGCGUCCAGCAGUGCCACCGCUGUCGGCCCCCGUGCGCCGCCGGCCUGGUUGAGAAAGCGCCCUGCACCGCCACCCAGGACCGCCUGUGCGCCUGCCCGCCCGACGCCUACCGGUCAGGGGCCGGAGGCGGGCAGUGCAAGCCCCACUCCCCGUGUCCGCCGGGCACCAGGGUGAAAAAGCGGGGCAGCCAAACGGAGGACGCGGUCUGUAAGCCAUGCACGAAAGGCACUUUCUCAGAAAAGGCGUCCAGUAACGUGAGGUGCCGAAACCACACGAACUGCCAGGACCUGGGGCUGGUGUUGCUUAUACCAGGGACAAGAGAGAAAGAUAAUGUCUGCGGUCUCUCUUCUGCCACACCAGUCUCUCAACUGGACCCUGUAGAGGCAGUGCUUGCUCAAGAAUCCUUGAUUUCCUCGACCUCCUCAUCACUGGGUGGAUCUGUAUUCAAAGGUCCCUUCAGCCAGUCGGCAACCACUCAAAUGAGGGAAAUCACGGGUGGCGAAGACCACAGGGCGAUGUUUAGUCACGCAGACGUCUCGAAUCCAAAUCCAGACCCCCCAUGGACUCAACUGCCCCCGGCUCCCGGGCAACCCGCGGAUCAAGAGCAACAUCUGGAGCAGCCUGAUUCCGAGACCGUUCCAGGGGUCGGCAACCAAGCUGCAGACCUGGAGGCUGCAGAGGUGGUCAGGGUGGGAACGGGUAUCACCAAGGUAGCCGGCCAGGGGAGCGCGGCGGGCGUCUCCUGCUUCUACCGGCCGACUCGCCGAGGUUCCCCCAGGCUAAGCACCCACGACCGCUUCGACAUCAACGAGCACCUGCCCUGGAUGAUCGUCCUGCUGCUCCUGCUGGUGCUGGUGGUCAUCGUGGUGUGCAGUGUGAAGAGGAGCUCGCGGGUCCUGAAGAAGGGCCCGGUGCAGGACCCCAGCAGCAUCGUGGAGAAGGCCAUCCAGAAGAAACCACCCGCUCCUCCAACUCAAGUCCGAGAGAAGUGGAUUUACUACUCCAAUGGACAAGGUUAA